Messenger RNA from Linum trigynum, 5728 nucleotides. Lineage: Eukaryota; Viridiplantae; Streptophyta; Magnoliopsida; Malpighiales; Linaceae. The record is from the annotation of a GenBank genome assembly.
GUCCGAGCUACGAGGACGACGAUGACAGCGACAUGCGCCGCCGGUGGUGAUAAAAAUCGAGUUUGAAGGUUCGUUUCUUUGUUUAUUCUGUGAUUUCUACCGUGUUCAAAUAUGAUUUUAGGGUUUCAAGUUUCUAAUCCCUAUUUUAUUUUCUUUUUAUUUCCGGAAAAAGCAAACCCAGGGCCGAGAUGGGCCUCGAUCUAACUUCCCCUUCUUCGAUCUACUCUCUUUCGUAGAAACGACGAGGAUGAUGAAGAGACCGGGUUAAGAUUUUGUUUGCAUGUCGGAUUUUGGUGGAUUUUAGAUUCAAAAUUAGGAUUUUGAUAUUUUAUUUUUGUUUUUAUUUGUGAGAGGGUUUUGGUCGAGGAGAAGGUGGCUUCGGGCGGCGAGUUGCCGGCGGCGACAGGCCGACGACGACACAGGUAGGUUUUUUUUAUUUUGUUAUAUAUUUGUUAUUUUGAUUUAAUAUCCCUUCAAUUGACUCUGACUUCUAUUCUUGUAUUGAUGCAGGUAAAAAAUUAGAUCUAGGUAGGUCUCCUAUAACUCUCUUAAUUUUGGAUUUUAUGAGAUAUAAAACUGAAGCUGGAUUACACUACAAUAAGGUCGUGAGUGAGUUUGACUAUAUGGAAUUUUGGUUUUUUAUUUGUUUGUGGAUGGUUGCGGAUGUGAAUUUUGGUGGUGCCGGAAAUUGCUAAAAAAAGUAACGAAAAUGGGCUACCGCUUGGAAUUUUGAUAUAUUACAAAUUGCCAAAAAUUAUUUUUCUGUGAUGGAGAUGUAAUUAACAUCCUCUAAAUUGCUUAUCUUAGCGAUUAUAAGUCACUGCCACUUUUAGUGAUUUUGCUAGACUAUAGACUAAAUUACUGUUAUUGCUUGAUUAUAUCAAAUUUUGGACUCUAAAUCACUGCUACUGCUUGUGAUUUAUUGAGAUUAUGAUUUUUGGUUGGUAAACCAGUAAGGGUUUGUUAAUCUGAAAUUUUAUUGUGUUUAUUGUUGUCUAGAUCUGGAUUUUGAUUUAGUUUGUUUAUGUAUGAUGAUCUAGUGUUUAUCAACUACAUGCUCAAUGAUGGUAUAAAAGCAUGGCAGAAAAUUAAAAUAGACUAUCAAUUGGUAAUCAAAGUAAAUACAUGCUCAACUGAGAGAAGCUUAAUCCUGGAAUGGACUUACUAUGAGCAGAUUUUAUUUUAAGUAAAUAGAGUGCUUGAACACAAAGGCCUUUGUAUAGUAAAUCGCAUGAACAUAAAUAGGCAAACUUAUGGAUGAUUAUGAAGAUACAAUGAUGUAGAAACUAUGCCAAAUGACAUGAACUUUACCAAGAACCAUGGAAACAGAAUUAAAAGAACCAACCUUAUUAAGACUUUGGCUCCAAUAACGCCUAUUUGAUGCUGCUCUGAUCCAAUUCUUGAACUCAGCUUCGUAUUGUAAAGAAGAGUUGUUUUUAGAAUCUGUCUUUUUUCUUCCCCCUCCCCUCAACAAAGAGCCCCAAGAGCUCAUUUAUAGCAAACCAAACCGCCACUUGUCACUAUUUGAUUCGUCCAAUUUUUUAAUAUGACUUUGAAGAGUGUUCCUGGUCGGUUGUGGAUAGGAUUUGGUUAGACCGAUUUGGUUAAGGUCGGUUUAUUGGGCUGGUCUCUGGAUCGAACCAGUUGGCCAAGUUGGGCCUGUCGGGUUUGGGCCGAGUUGGCUUUCGUUUGAGCUUGGAAUGGGCUGGGAUGGUCUCUUCUCAUUUUUCAGGUAAAUGGGCUUGGUUGACUGAGAAAGCUGGGCUAGUGGACCAGAUUCACCUCAAAGCUCAAAUAUUCCUCUCUUUGUAAUUUAUAUGUACAAAUCCAAUUGCGUGGCCCAAAUUUUGUAGAGCUAGUAUUAGUCAUUGUAAUUAAUUCUAAUUCUUGUUUUAUUUAAAGGUCAUUACCCAAGUUGUAUGAUGUAUCAACUUUGAAUCGUUGAUAAUAAAGCCCAUUUUACUAUUCAAUUUGUCCCAUUUCAGAUACCGAAUCCAAAUCAAAACUCGUGAGACAAAAUUUUGCAAUAUAGUCACUUCUUCCAUUCAAUUGAGAAUUUAUAUUUAAGAUUCGCCACUGCUAAUCUUAUCUUAAAUCGAUCCUAUCGUAACUAAUUAACUAAUUAUGCCCUAUGCCCUAUAAUCGACUAGGAGCAAAUUUGAUAAUUGUUGAUUCAUAUUGACUUGCAACUGCUAGUCUCAACUAAAAUAUCUUCAAUUUCCUUUUUAAAUAUAAUCGUAGUACGACGUUACAAUAAUUAUUUUCAAUAAAACGAUUCCCGGACAAAAUGUGGUGUCUACAAACACGAUUGUUUUAUUUUCAUAUGUGUGAUGUUUGAUUUCCUCUUUUAUUUGUCGAUUCGAAUGAGAGUUUAAGACAAGCUUGCACUACUUCGAGGUGCAAGGAUCGAAAUCCAAGUCAUUUAGAAUGGGAAUAGAAAUAAUAAUCCUACUCAAUCAUCCUUCAUUCGAUCGUACGACGUGACACCUCAAGGGAGAAAUCCGAAGGGUCCUUGUCGCCCAUUAGUUCUGGUAAAUGUUUCGACGCAAGGUGUGAUCUAACAAAAUAAUAAAUCAGCAGGUGGUGUCAUAUUUUGCCCACGAACCAUGUCAAGUUCAUAUCUCCCAACCCAACAUGGACAAAACAAACCUGACCUGAUAAGCGACCCUCAAUUGAUUUGUGCCUCUUUCUCAUCUCUUCCUCUUCAUAACAUUGAUGCAUAACUUCAUAGCACCAGCAUCCUUGACCUUCUUUCGAUAAAGAGGAAAUGUAUCAACCAAUGAGUCACCUUUGUCGAAUGAUAACAAUCAAUGAAUAUGGUUGUUUAUUGAGAGUACUUUAAGUGAUUAUUAGUUCCAUUUGUUUUCUUCUUCUAUACUUUUUUUCCCAAUGUGGUAAUAAAAAGUAGAAAAAUGGUCUUUAUUUAUUUUGAUGGUGUGAUUUGAUCUUAACUUGAUUUAAUAAAUCCAAUAAGUUCAUAAAUCCCGACUAAACCGUAUCUCAAUUGAACUCAACCCGAAACCCACCCUAUUGACAUCUUUAGCUUUCAUAUCCAUGCUUGGGAAAGACAAAUAAGACAAGCACAAUCACCCCCAAAUACUAUCUUUUCUUUGUCCCUCCUUUCCAUCUCUGGCUACAAGCCUAGAAUUGAUUGCCGACUUUAGCUUGAUGAAGGUUCCCUCUGUGCUACCUUCUCGAGUGAGUAUCAGACAACAAACAGGAGCAGGCCAGCAGGAUAACAAAUCCAAAGAAACACGUUUGUGUCUCUUUUUUAAGGAAUACCAAAGUAUACAAACACGAAUGCCACAGUUUUGUCCCCUUUUUUCCUUAAUUUCGUUGAAAUUUUAGUCAUCCAAACUAUAUAUAUACACAUCCAAAUUAACAUCCUCAAGCACUGAACCAUCAUCACAAUAAGCUAGCAAUAAGAAUGGCGGACAUACUCAUCAUCCUGAUUAUUUCAACUAAUGUCUUCCUCCUCUCCUUAUUUCCACAGCCAGCGGCGGCGGCAAGACUACACUACUCGUCGUCACCCAAUUCUUCCUUCUUGCCUUCCAACGUCACGGCGGAGGUCCAGGGCAAACACGCCACCCUAACACUCAACGGCUUCCAGAGAGGCGAAGACGGCGGCGGCGCAUCCGAGUGCGACGGCCACUACCACAGCGACGACAGGAAGGUGGUGGCGCUGUCCUCCAACUGGUACCAGAACGGGAAGCUGUGCCACGAGUGCAUCGAGAUUACGGCCGACGAAACCGGCGAGACCGCGACGGCCACCGUCGUCGACGAGUGCGACACGUCCGGCGGGUGUAAGCACGACAUCGUGGACGGGUCGAGGGCCGUGUGGAAGGCCCUGGGGUUCCACCAGGGCAAGGGCGAGUACGGCGAGACGUCGGUUACUUGGAAGAUGUGCUAAGUAACAGCGACGACGACGCGACGAAUAAAAGGGCUUGAUCUAAUGAUGAUACCAAAGUAUUGGUUUUGACGGAUCGGAAUAAGUUAUCUAUCUAUGUGACUUUUUUUGUGUUGUUUUCUAUCUUAUAAUUUUGUCGCUUUUUAUAUGGAGUGGUAAUGACAGCACUAUAAUUUUGACAGCACUAUAUUUUUGAAGUAUAAUAUUGGGCCAAUUAGCUCAAUCGAUUCUGUCUAAAUCUUAGGCGGAGGAAAAUGAGUGGCCAAAAGAAAGAAAGGGACAGAGAAAAUUAUAAGUGAUCUUUUACUACAGCAGCUGCUCUCUGUCUGCUUUCUUUUUUUCAUAACUUUCAUCUUGUUUGGUUUGGAUAAAAAUAUUAGUGGGAGAAUUAUAUUAGUGCGAUGAUAAUUAUAAUAAAAACUUCCUUUGGCAUCUAACAUAUAAUUUUGUUCUGCUAUAUACAUGUUUCAGUAUACCAUCAUUGAACACUCUAUUUAUUAAUUCCAUACCUGAAAGGAAAAAUAUUUAACAUGUAAAAUCAUCUAAUUGUCAAAACAAUGAACCGGUUUGAUCUUCAAACAACCAAGGAAAAGGGAUGGGAUUUUGGUGCAUAACCUCCUUUAAUUACAGCUUGCAUGGAUCUCAGGAGCUAUAGUUAAGAAUCUUUUCAAUUUUUUGCAAAUUCAGCUGGCUAUAUCUUUUCAUUUCUACUCUAAUUUUUUAAAAAUUUGUAUUAGAAAAGCCAUAAUAGUUGAAACUUGCCGAAGAAAAUUUGAAGACUAUGACGAGUAAUUCUAUAAGCAUUAUACAACAACAUCAAAGACAAUAGUAGUUAGGUAACAAUCUACUUCUAAUCUUCUAUUGUUUUUUUCACUUCAAGUUCAUUCAUUCGAGAGAGAAAUUAGUGGGAAUUUCGACUAAAUAAUGAUCUCAAUUGUUGUUAUUCUAUAGAUUCAGAAUUCAGCUUCGAGUUGCAUACAACAUUGUUAAUCUAACUUUAUAGUUCUAUAUCGCAAGAGAGCUAGGUUUUCUUGGAAUACCUACUGAGAAACUACUCAACGUUAGUGGCAAAAAUGAAAGAAUAUACACCUCUUCAUCCCCUGCUGGGUAAAUUUAAGUUCUUGAAAAUAGGGUUUCACAAUUUCAAAUAUUUUUCCAUUAAAUUUUGCAUUCCGUGAAAAUGUAGGAGAAGAAGGAAGACUAAGCUAAUAGUGGAGGUAGUGCAUUUGUGAUGGAAAUAAUUAUGUUAUUGAAAUAAAGGAAGAGAUUGUUGAUGGUGGAUAUAGAAAUUUCAAUGAUGGAGAAAAGAACGAAAUGUUGAAAUUAUUUAUGAUUUGGAUGAGGUGAAUUCUACCACGGCAAAAAUGUUGUUUCACAUUUCCAAACAUUUUACCAUUAAAAUUUGGUUUAAGUAGAAUGUAGAGAGAAAAAAAAAAGGAAGAUACUAUUGAUGAUUAAUAUAAAGGUUUUGUUAAUAACGAAGAAGUUGGAGAAGAUGUUUUUUAUGGCGGAGCAAUUGUAAAGAAAUCCAAAGGAAAUGUGUAGUAAUUUCUAACAGCGAAGAGUAAAUUGAAGUGUGACUAUUAAGUUUUUUAGGAAUCGGUUCCCUAUAUGAGUUGUAUUGUUUACUUUUGAUAAGGUCUUUGUCCAUGGAUGAUCAAGAUGCAAAACUUAAUAUAUAUGUUGCUUUUUAAUAUUGUAGUAAUUGAAUAAUUUGGAUUUCUCCCUGAUACAAAAUAUAAUAGAACUUAAUUCGGGUAAAUUACCAGGCCAAUUAGCGAGCCCAAAUCUAGUAUUUGCUUAUAAAAGAUCCUAUAGAGA